Messenger RNA from Gossypium arboreum, 2302 nucleotides. RefSeq lists its product as uncharacterized. NCBI's taxonomy places the organism in Eukaryota, Viridiplantae, Streptophyta, Magnoliopsida, Malvales, Malvaceae. The transcript has 2 exons. The record is from RefSeq and is a predicted model, not a curated record. The coding region runs from base 587 to 1153 and encodes 188 amino acids.
AUGUCACAUCAAAACCGUGGGAUUCUGUUUCCUUUUCCUUUCUCUCUGUUUUUAUCUCUUUUACACCCGCUUGAAGGUCUCAUUUUCAUGGCGGAACCCAAAAAUUAAACCCAAAAAUUUCCCCCCAAAAGAAUUCCAUAAAUCCAAAAUCGAAAGAAAAAAAAGAACCAAGUAGAAGAACUCUCAGUCUUCAGAUCCUAACGAAUAUCAUAUCACUUCAUUCUUACUAUUUCUCAAAGUGCAUACUUUUUCCUCUUUUCCCCAGGUAGUUUCCUCACUUCCCCAAGUUCCUUAAUUUAGGGUUCACUUUUUUUUCCUUUUGGUUUUGGGUACUGUUUGAUGAUUUUGAUUUAAGAAGAGUAAUGGUUUUUUUCUAUUAUUAACCUGAUUAUUUUUUUUCCUUUGAAUCUUGUUGGAUCUACGAUGGCGAAGGUCUAGGAUUUACACGGCGUCGUUUCGGGUAUGAUCUUUGGUCGUCUCAAAGUUGUCACCUUUAGGGUUUAGUGGAUUUAGAAGUUGGGUUAUCGUAAGACUGAGUUGAAUCGUUGAAUCAUUGAAUCAUUGAAUCAGUGGAAAGGGGGUUAAUAUGGAGACUCCUGUUGUAGUGGUGGACCAUAGGAACCAGUACUGUAAUAGGGUGAAAUCACAUGGGCUAGCUAGGUUUGGGUCUUCUUCACCAUCUACAAAUUUCAAUGGGAUUAAUUGUAGGGCUUUUGAAUCUGGAGCAGGAUUACUCCCAACCCCAUUUAAGUAUAGUUCUAUCCCUAUAACCAAACAGCCAUCAAAAACUACCCGGAAAAGCUCUGCCAUUCCUAUCAAUAACAACAACAGAACCCCUAGAAAUUAUAAGUCUUUUAAUGAGAUCUCUGGUGAUGGUUUUAUGUACUCGGAGCUUUGGGCCGGACCUGCCUAUUCUAAUUCGCCACCACCGAGCUCUUUGCCUAUACCCAAAUUCUCACUUCGCUCGAAGAGGUCCAUGUCCCUUGAUUUGCCUGCCGCUGACCCUGUCGUCGAUGUUCACCUGACUGCUAAGUCCGCACCUUCAUCUCCUACUAGGGAACUUGACCCUUCCGUUAUGGAACUUUUUCAUAGUGUAGAUUCCGCGACUAAAACUUUACGUCGCAUUCUCAAUCUCGACAAUACCGAUGAAUGAAAAAGAGCAAAGAGUAGUUGUAAAUAAGUUGUUGGCAAAUUUGGAGUUAGUUUUAGAUUGUAUAUAUAGAUUGAAUAAUAUGGUUGGUGAUAUGGGUCAAAGAUGGCAAAAUUGGCAAUGGUAGGUCGAUAAUCUCCAGGUUUUGCUUUAUGAACCAAUCCUUUGCGAGAAUAUAGUGCUGGUUAUAACUUUUCAUUAACAAGAUGCCUUCAAGGUAUAUGUAUUUUGUGACUUUUGUAAGCUUGGGUGGAAUGGAAGAUGACUCGAGCCAUAUGGGAAGCUGUAAGAAGCUUUCCACUAGAAUCAAAGUUUCUUCUUUUAGCAGCAGAUACCAUGUAUAUAUAUACUGUUUGCAGAAUGUCUACUAAAUUGCUUUCUCUUAGGCUUUUCUCCUUGUGUUCCUUGAUCCCCAAUCAGUGUCCUUUGUUUCUAAGACCAAACUUUGAUUUAGCCUCACUUAGUUUGCCUAUAUGGUCUUUGUUUGUAAACUCUUUUUCCUUUGUCCGUCAUUGCCUGAAUUGGCUGCUUAACAAUCAAAUAUCCUCAAAAAAUACACUUUUUUUCUUUCAUUUAGUAAUGAUUUCUCUCCUCGCCAUCUUUUUCUGUUUUUUAAAAAGAAAAAGUGGGAAGGGGGGAAGUAAAGCCAGUUAUAUUUCUGUAUUGGAAGCUUGUAUCAAUGUCGCCAUGCCGAUGCUGGUCUCGUUUGUCCCAAUGGGUGUUAGAGUUCUGUAGUGUUCAUAAAGUCCUUUCUUGGAGAUUGUUGACAAUGCCAAGCUACUUACAAGGGGUAAGUAUUACAGGAGGCAUUUGUUAAAGUGGAUCUCUUCCUGCUAGCUAUGUAUAAUCUUUUAAGGCAAGUCUUUGUAGGAACCGUAUCAGUGUGUUUUCGAUUCAAUGAAUUUUCUGUAAGCAGUGGCUUUAUGUUGACACCAUGUUGAUGAUGAAGGUGCAAAUAUAUGUUCAUUUGUUUACUGGUAAUAUUGGGGGUAUCAAUUACUGGAAUGUUAAAUGUCCAGGGUGCAAAUACAUGUUCUUUUUGGCCCUGAAACAAGUGGCAUUCUUUUUGAUGAUCUAAUUGUUCAAGCAUGUACCAUUUUUACAUUGUUCAAGUACCCAAAAUUUAUCUAAAGCACAAGCAAUUUUGAAAAA